Molecule: messenger RNA, 963 nt
Organism: Microthlaspi erraticum
Lineage: Eukaryota; Viridiplantae; Streptophyta; Magnoliopsida; Brassicales; Brassicaceae
Source: the annotation of a GenBank genome assembly
AUGAUGGAGCACCGAAAGAUAAGAGGAAACGGCAUAGACAUCCACGUAGCAAUCCAAGGCCCUUCCGAUGGUCCCAUAGUCCUCCUCCUCCAUGGCUUCCCUACGCUCUGGUACUCAUGGCGUCACCAGAUCCCCGGCCUCGCCGCUCUAGGCUACCGCGCCGUCGCUCCUGACUUACGCGGUUACGGUGACUCCGACGCUCCACAGGAGAUCUCUUCCUACACUUGCUUCAACAUCGUAGGCGACUUAAUCGCCGUCAUAUCGGCUUUGACUGAGGAGAAAGUGUUUGUGGUCGGACAUGAUUGGGGAGCUCUUAUCGCUUGGUAUCUUUGUCUCUUCCGACCGGAUAAAGUCAAAGCUCUGGUCAACCUCUCUGUUCCGUUCUCUUUCCGUCCUACAGAUCCUUCCGUUAAACCUCUCGACGGCUUGCGUAAGUUCUACGGCGACGAUUUCUAUAUGUACAGGUUUCAGGAAGUUGGAGAAAUAGAAGCUGAGUUUUCAGAGGUUGGGGUAGAGAGAGUCAUGAGGACUAUACUCACAUAUAGAACUCAUUGCCCACUUAUAAUGCCUAGAGAUAAAAGCUUUUGGGGACCGAAAGACGAAUCUAUUCCUUUGCCGUCUUGGCUAACGGAGGAUGAUGUUGCUUACUAUGUGAGCAAGUUUCAAGAGAAAGGCUUCACUGGUGCAGUCAAUUUCUACCGUAACUUUGACCGGAACAAUGAGCUUUUGGGUCCAUGGGUGGGAUGCAAAAUCCAGGUACCUACAAAGUUUGUGAUUGGAGACCAGGAUCUGGUCUACUUUAUGCCUGGUGUUAAGGAAUACAUACACGGUCCAAAGUUUAAGGAAGACGUGCCUUUGCUAGAAGAGCCUGUAGUGGUCGUGGAGGGAGCGGCUCACUUCAUUAACCAAGAGAAGCCACAAGAGAUCCUCCAACUUAUCGUCGACUUCAUCUCCAAAUUCUAG